Vicia villosa (hairy vetch) is the source of this 720-nucleotide messenger RNA. RefSeq lists its product as uncharacterized. The record is from RefSeq and is a predicted model, not a curated record. Gene Ontology annotation, molecular function: RNA-DNA hybrid ribonuclease activity; nucleic acid binding. NCBI's taxonomy places the organism in Eukaryota, Viridiplantae, Streptophyta, Magnoliopsida, Fabales, Fabaceae. The coding region runs from base 1 to 720 and encodes 239 amino acids. The transcript has a single exon.
AUGUGGAGAGCUGCCAAGAACAUUAUGCCCACCAAACACAAUCUGUUGAAGAAAGGUAUCAAUUUAGAUUUUAUAUGCUCUUUCUGUAAUAGGGAUGUUGAGAUUGUUAAACACCUGUUCUUGGAUUGUGCUUUUGCUAUGACUACUCUUUUGUCAUCUGUUUUGUGCUAUAGAACCCCUUCAGACCUGCAUUUUAAUGAUUGGCUGUUAAGUAUUUUAUCCUGUGGUGAUGUUAUGAGUUCCCAAAUUAUCUACAACACUGUCUACAAGAUUUGGCUGGGGAGAAAUCAAAAAUUGUAUCAAGCUAAGGACUCUUCCCCAAUUAAGGUAGCAGAGGAGGCUUCAAAGAGUGUCAUGGAUUUCAACAAAUGGAAUUUUGUCAAGAAGGGGGAACAAAGGCUUAGGUUAGCUUCUGACACAAGCAACUUGGAUGUUCAUUUCAUACAUGUAGAUGCUAGCUUCUCUGAUGAAGGAUUCCUCACCAUGGGGUGCAUCAUCAGAGAUCACAACCAGGUUUUAUCUUUAGCUGCGUGCAGAAGAGAAAAUGUGCAAGUGGAGGUUCUUGUGGGAGAAGCUAUGGCAAUGAGGUGGGGUUUAUCUCUGGCCAAAGACCUUAAUCUGGAAAAAAUUAUGAUCAAAUCAGAUGCAAAGGUGGUGGUGGAUUGUGUUAAUGGCUUUUCCAAGCUAGUUGCCCUGGACUCUGUGAUUGUGGACAUUUAG